Molecule: messenger RNA, 1640 nt
Organism: Rhipicephalus microplus (southern cattle tick)
Lineage: Eukaryota; Metazoa; Arthropoda; Arachnida; Ixodida; Ixodidae
Product: alpha-L-fucosidase
Biological process (GO): glycoside catabolic process; fucose metabolic process
Cellular component (GO): lysosome
Molecular function (GO): alpha-L-fucosidase activity
Source: RefSeq, a predicted model, not a curated record
UAACUUUUAGACGAAACGUGGUUGGCAGAGGCCCAGCUGUAUUUUACCGUCUUGAGGCCAAGAGCACUCAAGCUGGAGCUAUUUGAUUCUCGAGGUGGAGGCAAGAACCACGGCCGUAAAGAUACGGUACCAACUACUACGGUCGUAUAUCACGUGGGCCCACUACUGUAUAGCGAAAAUGGCGCUGCUGGCGACGGCGUGCCUGCUUAUUCUUGUAAAUGUGCGGGCGUUAGCGCGAUUGACCUCGGAUCGUCGCUACAGCCCCGACUGGUCGUCGCUGGACACUCGCCCGCUGCCUUCGUGGUUCGACGAUGCGAAGGUCGGCGUGUUCGUCCACUGGGGCGUGUUCUCGGUGCCCAGCUUCGGGAGCGAGUGGUUCUGGAACAACUGGCAUUUCGAAGAUCCGCCGCUCGUGGAUUUCAUGAGGCGCAACUACAAGCCGGGAUUUAAGUACCAGGACUUCGCUCCGCAGUUCACGGCCGAGUUCUUCGACCCCGAACGUUGGGCCGAUAUUUUUGCGAAGUCUGGGGCGAAGUACGUGGUGCUCACAAGCAAGCAUCACGAGGGAUUCGCGCUUUGGCCCUCGAACGUGUCAUGGAACUGGAACGCCCUGGACGUUGGGCCGCACCGGGACCUGGUGGGGGCUCUGGCCAAGGCCGUAAGGAGCUGUGGAGGAAUGCGGUUCGGGCUGUACCACUCAUUGAUGGACUGGUUCCACCCACUGUACUUGGCUGACAAGGCGUCCAACUUUUCGACUGCUUUGUUUCCACCUGCUAAGACCCUUCCGGAACUCGUGGAGAUUGUGGAAAGGUACCAUCCAGAGAUUGUUUGGUCUGACGGCGACUGGGAAGCGUCCGACGCUUACUGGAACAGCACCUCUUUCCUGGCCUGGCUCUACAACGAAAGUCCCGUGCGUUCUACUGUCGUGGUCAACGACCGCUGGGGCAGAGAGGCCCUGUGCAAGCACGGGGACUUCCUCACCUGCAAAGAUCGGUUCAACCCAGGUGUGCUGCAGCGACGCAAAUGGGAAAACUGCUUGACGAUCGACAAACACUCUUGGGGCUACAGACGCGAUGCGUACCUCUCGGAGUACCUUACCAUCGGCCAGCUGCUGGACAUCCUGGCGAGCACGGUCAGCUGCAACGGCAACCUGCUCAUCAACGUAGGCCCGACAAAGGAAGGUGUCAUCACGCCCAUUUACGAAGAGCGGCUCACGCAGUUGGGGAAGUGGCUUUCCGUCAACGGCGAAGCGGUCUACGCAUCGAAGCCCUGGAAGUACCAGAACGACACGGCCACGUCGAAUGUAUGGUACACGGCCAAGGAUGACGUGGUGUACGUGUUCGUUAUGAGGUGGCCCAAGAACGAGCAGCUUUACCUGGAGUCGCUGGAAAUGUUACCAGGAGGCAGAAUUACGAUGCUCGGGCUACCCGCGCAUCGGCCGCUUGCGUGGAUACCCGCUCACUCGCUCGAAGGCGGUGGCCGGAAAGGAGCCUUCAAGAAGGGCACGGUAGUCAGAUUUUCAAAGCUGACGGUAGACAAACUUCCCACUCCGUGGGCCUGGGUGCUAAAGGUGAUAGGCGCCUCUGAAGCCUUGAUGCCAAGCAGUUUGCCGAGUGCGAAAACAGAAUGAAUAAAUAAAU